UGUUUCAACAUGGCGGCAGCAGCGAAAAGAAGUGGCAGUUCGGGAAUAUUUUGGAUGAAUGGCGGAUCAGAUGAAGAACAUCCCUUGGUGUUUGCUCCUGGAGUGGAUGGAGAGGUGAAGACUCGGACCCCUUUCAAUUUGGGACAAGGCAGCACCAGUACAUCCAAUAAAAGAGGCUCCAAAAUGCAAAUAAAGAGUGCCUCUGACUGUAAAAAUCAGGUGACACAAAAGAGAAGAGGCAAAAUGCAGGGCCACUCACAGAGCGCUCUCUCUGGGUCUUAUAUUAAGGAAAAAGUGUCAGCCUGCCACACUGCUGCUGUGACCGCUGAGCAGACCAUUUCCCCGCCCUCUGGCACAUUUCUCCCCUUGUCACAGGUAAUCUGCGACACCAGCAGAGCGAAGAGCGAGGUGUGUUUGAAAGACCUCUGUCCAGAAGAUAAACGCCGAAUUGCAAACCUCAUUGAAGAACUUGCGAGGGUUAGCGAGGAGAAAGAGGAGUCCGUGCAGCGCCUGAAAGAUGAACAGGGAAAUUUUGAACGAAAGAUCCAGCAGCUGGAGCAACAGAAUCUGAUGAUAGCACAGGAGAGAGAGAGCCUGCAGCAGCAGUACAGAGAGUGCCAGGAACUGCUUGGACUCUACCAACAAUAUCUUUCUCAGCAACAGGCCAAACUCAACCAGUCCAUUGCCCAGCUCACCCAGCCACCAACCCACAGCAAGGUGCUCAGUAGCGAGGAGGCCCCCAGCAGGACAUCUACAAGCAGAGCUAAUGGCUCACUCUUUGAUGGCUCAUACCUCAGCCUGGCUGCUACCGGACCACAGCCACCUCAAGUGUACAGGAGUGGUGAUGGAAGAGAAAGAACAGUAAGAGCUUUUAGAAACCCCGCCUCUCUUUCCUGUGUUGAUGAAUUAAGUCUAGCUGGUGGGCCGAUCAAACAGCAGAUGAGUCAAAAUUGGGAGUGCAGGGAGCCACACUCAUGCCAUAAAUGUGAGCACUGCCAGUGCAGUGGUCAUGACACUGGCUAUGGAACACAGCAAUGGAGAAGUAACAACAUCUCUCAUCUAGUAAACGGCCACCAUGACAACUUUACCCAAGAGGCCUGUGAAAGGCUGCAGAGUGAGAAUACCAUGUGUUCAGAGGCUAAGGAAGCCCUAUCCAGGCCUCUGCUGGGUCAUGAGGACUGGGAGGAGAAGAGGCACCAGCUUCUGCUGCAGAAGAUACAGUUGGAGAUGGAGCGAGAGAGGCUGCAGGCACGGCUGACUGAGCAGGAGGAGCGGCUCAAUAGACAGAACCAGCAGCUACGCCAGUCACGUCUUGAUUACAGCAGGUUUAAGCAAGCUACUCAAGCUGAGGUCAGCAGCUCAAACAUUAGGAAUGGAGAUACAGAGCCACAGGGUUCCACCUACCAAGAUUUACCCUCCAGUGUGCGUGAAGAUGCAGAAGCACAUCCUGCAGGACAGAACUUGCAUGAAAAACACUCUCAAACGGUGCCUGCUCCUGUGGACGCUGGCGAUGAUCCCUUAAAACGAUCCAGAAGGGACAUGGCCACAUCUCCAACAAAGUCCCCUGCAGGCCUGAAUAAGCCCACUUCAGCAUCUGUAAUCCCAAAGACCCCGGAGGCCAGGUCGGACUUUUCUGUGGUUGAGUUAUUGGAUAUCUUCAGUCCCGUCUCUGCACGGGAGCAAUGCAAGCCAACCAUGCGAAGACCCAAGACGUCGCAGCAUAGGUCUGCCCUCGCUGCCCCCACAUCAGUGGGCCGAACCCUGCUUAGCUCCGGUUUGGCUUAUCCUCAGAGUACACAGCAGGAUCUGGAAGAAAGUCAAAUACUGGAAGAUAUUUUCUUCAUUUGCUGACAAAGAGGAAAAUGAAGAGCAAGAAAAGAAAAGAACUCAAUCACUUGACAUUCACCAGUUUGGUCUUAACUCUUUUUAAAAUGUCUUUCCUUUAAUUUUCUAAUGACACUCUGAAAUAGGAACGAAUGUUAUGUUGCUGAUUGUGCUAUUGUUAUACUGUGAUGUUUUUGAACAAUACAAAUAAAAGCUUAUUUAUUCAGAA
Messenger RNA from Stegastes partitus (bicolor damselfish), 2053 nucleotides. Its product is annotated as KIAA1328 ortholog. The record is from RefSeq and is a predicted model, not a curated record. The transcript has 12 exons. The coding region runs from base 10 to 1851 and encodes 613 amino acids. NCBI's taxonomy places the organism in Eukaryota, Metazoa, Chordata, Actinopteri, Pomacentridae.